GAUGCCGUUGCUAUCGCCUCCCCCGCCGCCGCCGGCGCGGGCUCCUGGGUGCGGGAGGCGACGACUGAGCCGUAUCCGAAGGCGACGAUCAAAGAGGGCGGAGAGGAGUAACUGGGCGGAGCUGCCCCUGGACGCGUUGCUCCAGGUCCUCCACAGGCUGGACCACGUCGAACUCAUGUUCGGCGGCGCGGCGAAGGUCUGCCGCUCCUGGCACGCCGCGGCGCGCGAGCCCGAGCUGUGGCGCCUCGUCGACAUGCGCGGCCACUCCAGACUCUUCCGGGAGAUUAUCAGCCUUGACAGGAUGGCGCGGCUCUCCAUUUGGUUCAGCGACGGGCAGUGUCAGUCAUUCUUCGCCAAGGGCGACGUCGACGAUGGACUCCUCCUCUUUCUGGCCGACCAGGCACCCUUACUGAAAUGCCUUCAUCUUAUCGAUUGCCAUGAUGUAACCAAUGAAGCCUUCGCACAGGCAAUAACUAAGUUCCCUCUGCUGGAGGAGCUCGAGCUUUGCAAAUGUUACAGUAUAUAUGACGCACGGGUGUUUGAGGUUGUUGCCACAGCUUGUCCACGGGUGAAGCACUUCAAGCAUGUGGAAGACGAAGGAUAUGCACAAUGUCAUGAAAUUGUAUACCGUGCUGAACCCAACAGUGGAGCUAUGGCAAUUGCAAGGAUGCAUGAGCUAAGGUCCUUGCAGCUUUUCCGAUGUAGCCUGGAUGGCCAAGGGCUGACAACCAUCCUUGACAACUGCCUUCACCUAGAGUCCCUUGACAUACGCAGGUGUAGGAAUAUCACUGUCCUGGAUAGCAGCCUUCGAGCCAAGUGUGCCCGUGUCAAAACGAAGAAGCUGUAUCCAUAUGCAUUCACUGAUGACUGGGAGCAUUUUCAGUCCAGUAGCCACGAUGACUUCACCAAUGACUCUGAGUAUUUCGAGCCCGGCAGCCCUAUUAGUUAUUGUUCUUCGUGGUCUAUGGAAUUUUCCCACCAUGAAGAUGAUAAUGCUGAGCGUGAUUGUCAGGUAUUUUUCAUCGCACCAUGCGACUCUGAUGAUUCUCAUCAUUCUCGCUACUUUAGUGACGCCGAUAAGCUCGAGUUUGAAGAGCAUGAUAGGAUACUUUCCAAGGGCAUGCGUAGGUACAUGAGAAUCUGAAGAAUUCAUCUACACUUCUAGAUGUGCCGACAGAAGUGCCUGGCCAGAUUGGGCCCUCUUUCAUGGCCGUAAUUUCUUGAUUUGAUUUUUGU
This is a messenger RNA of Lolium perenne, 1236 nucleotides long. RefSeq names its product putative F-box/LRR-repeat protein 9. NCBI's taxonomy places the organism in Eukaryota, Viridiplantae, Streptophyta, Magnoliopsida, Poales, Poaceae. Gene Ontology annotation, molecular function: protein binding. The record is from RefSeq and is a predicted model, not a curated record.